Messenger RNA from Symbiodinium necroappetens, 1032 nucleotides. Lineage: Eukaryota; Dinophyceae; Suessiales; Symbiodiniaceae. The record is from the annotation of a GenBank genome assembly.
AUGUCGACCGACAGCGAUGGAAGUCCCAGUGUUCAGUCCCAGGUGUCGCAAGAGCUCGAGAGAGAGGGGCACAGCCCAAGCAGAUUGGUUACUGCUCGGGCAGAUGAGCUUAGUCCGUCUCCAUCUCCCAGAUCCAAAGUGGAUUUGACUGAGGCUGAUGCAGACCUCGGUGCCAAGCAUCUUGCAUAUGACUGCUCCAAGAGUGUUGCACAAGCAGUGGGUCACCCGCUGAAGGGACCAGAACUGGUAUUGCGCAUUUGGGAAAGCACGGCGCUGUCGAUUUCCAAGGAGAUGGAAGGCGGUAAACGCAUAUUCUGUCCUGGCUUGGGCACCUUCGGCUUCUUGCGGGCUGAGCCAUCGCAGGUUGCCUUUGCACCUGUGGCCGAGUUCUUUUGUCGGCAUGGUCUGGACGUCUCUAGUUUGGCUGUUGAGAAGGAACUGUGCCCUCGAGUGAAGCAUUCAGUCUCAGCCGUUGCCAGAGUUUUAGAGAUUGGCAAGGACAUUGUGCAACAGGCUCUUGCCGCCAUGACAUUUCGCAUGGGGCAGGAAAUGUCGACAACAGGGAGCUUGGCAAUCAAUUUCGCACCUCUCGGAUGCUUCAUAUGCAACAACAGACAGCUCAAUUUUCGUCCGCAGUCCUCCGAGCACUACGUUGCGCAGUCUGCUUUCGAAGCCACCAUACCUUUGAGGAAGCAUCUGUCGGCCUUCGAGAGGAAAGUGAGGCUAGCCGGCCGUGGUGGCAGAACAAUGGUGCAGGCAAGAACCGAGAGCUCUUGGCUGUCCCAGCCUCUUGUUCCGCUGAGGCCGCCGAGUGCGCAGAAGCGACCGCAGACUGACACCAAGAUGUUCAAGUCUUUGCCAAGCCAGCCGGUGACUUUCCCCGACUUGCUGAACGACUUCAGCCGUACAAAGGAGAAUCAUAUCUUUGCGCUCUUCUCCACGGAGGUUCGCUCCGACGACCCAGAAGGGCACCAGAGCAAGACUCAGCUCCUCGGUGCGUGCGAUGCGAAAGGGGUCCAGCCUACCAUGGAG